UAGACCGAACCAAAGCAGGGCAGGGCUUUCUUCCUCCCUUGUUUGGCCUGCCGCUUAAGCAAUCUCGGUUCCUGCUUUCUUCCCCUCCGCCAUGGCAAAACCCUACAAGCAGAUGAUCCAUAGCUUCAGCAGGCUCUACUCCCAUCGGUUCCCGUCGCAUCCCUCGCCCCGAAGCCCUAUCCCUUGCGGCCAGACGCGGUUCUUCAACGCGACCCCCUCCGGUUACACUCGCCCCUCGAGUCCAUACCCGUCCGCGGAUCCAUCGUCGCCGAACCGCGUCUUCUCUGCCUUUUUCUCUUCUAAAUCGCGCCUGGGAUCCGGAACUCUCUCCAAGUUGCCGCCUUUGGGUUCCGGGAUCAAGGGGCUGGGUCUGACCAGCGAGAGCAGGCUCAGCUCCAGGAUCUCGUUCACCAGAAGCUUGAAGUACAGCGGAAAUGCGGGCGUUGCGGCCGGAUUUAGGAAAUCGAUGGUGGACAAGCCCUUGUCGGCUGUCUCGUCGGCUUUCUCACGGUACCGAGAGGCGGUGAGGUUGCAGAUGGAAGCGUUUUGGAGGAGGAAUUAUUUGGUUAUCGUGGGAUCUGGCGCGGUGGCUGUCUGCAUCGCUCUUUGGAGGAUAAUGUUUGGGGUAGCGAGCACCUUUAUUGGGCUUUCCGAAGGCAUGGCUAAGUAUGGGUUUCUUGCGCUCGCGACUGCCAUUGUGGCCUUCAUGGGCAUGUACUUUCGGGCGAGAUUUACUAUCAAUCCUGAUAAAGUUUACAGAAUUGCAAUGAGAAAGUUGAACACAUCUGCCGAAACUCUUGAGGUUAUGGGUGCCCCUUUAGCAGGGACAGAUGUUAGAGCCUAUGUUAUGUCAGGAGGUCAACCAAAAUUGACGAACUUCAAGCUGAAGCUUGGCAACAAACGAUGCUUCCUAAUAUUUCCUAUUCGAGGAUCGGAAAGAAGGGGUCUGGUUAGUGUUGAAGUCAAGAAGAAACAGGGCCAGUAUGACAUGAAGCUACUUGCGGUUGAUAUACCGAUGGCUUCAGGGCCCGAUCAGAGGCUGUUCCUCGUGGGGGAUGAGCAGGAGUACAAGGUGGGAGGAGGCUUGAUAUCUGAACUGCGAGAGCCCAUCGUGAAAGCCAUGGCAGCGGAGAAGGAGUUCGAAGAUCUAGAUCAGGAGGAAGAGAAAGCCGACGAGAUCAGAGAGCUGCAGGAGGCAGAACAAAAGAAGCGAGAAGAGGAGCUACGAGAGCUCGAGAAGGCAGAAUUGGAGCGGCAAGAAGCAAACCGUGAUAAGCCACAGAAUUAACUUGUGACAUUACGAUACACUCAGGAAAGCCUCCAGAGAACUUGUGUCAGAAUUGAGGUAAACAAACUUUGGUGCUUGAGUUAAUAAGGGAAAUGAAAAUUUUAUUUUGUAGAAGUUUUACAAAAUAUAU
Zingiber officinale is the source of this 1418-nucleotide messenger RNA. RefSeq lists its product as uncharacterized. The transcript has 4 exons. The record is from RefSeq and is a predicted model, not a curated record. Gene Ontology annotation, cellular component: intracellular membrane-bounded organelle. Lineage: Eukaryota; Viridiplantae; Streptophyta; Magnoliopsida; Zingiberales; Zingiberaceae. Bases 92 to 1288 code for a protein of 398 amino acids.